Molecule: messenger RNA, 438 nt
Organism: Rodentolepis nana
Lineage: Eukaryota; Metazoa; Platyhelminthes; Cestoda; Cyclophyllidea; Hymenolepididae
Source: the annotation of a GenBank genome assembly
AUGGCACAUUGCUCCGUUAAAGAUGUCGAUGGACACGUUUAUGUAGUUGCCUUGGCAAAGUUCUUAAAGAAUUCCAACAAGGUCCAACCUCCUGAGUGGGUCGAUGUUGUAAAACUAUCUACUGCUAACGAGUUGGCUCCCAGUGAUCCCGAUUGGUAUUUUGUAAGAUGUGCGGCCAUUUUGCGUCAUCUAUAUCUCAGGCCCACCGGAAUCACUGGUCUCAGCAAGGCAUUUGGGCGCGGCAAACGCUAUGGUGUUAGUCCACGUCACCACGUUAAUGCCUAUACAGGCAUUAUUCGCCGUUGCCUCCGCGAUUUGGAGAGCAUAGGAAUUGUUGAAAAGCGAACUGAUGGUGGUCGUGAGAUUUCCCGUUCCGGUCGCCGUGAUAUGGAUAGUGUUGCUUUCCAAACAAAAAAGGCCCUUGCUGCUAUAAAGUAA